GUUCAGCAUCGUGACUUGGAUGAAACCCACAAAAUUCGGCAAGUGAUGGAUACGCCCUCCAGCGGUUAAACACUCAACCCCCAGCCUACCCGCUUUCGGCUUUCUGCGGUCUAUUCCCGAGAUGCGGAACUGCAACCUCUUCUUCACCAACUGACACAUUGUGUGCGGCUCGGUUCCAUUGAUCAUGAGUGAGAGGGUUUUCUUGAAGCCGCGACAGCCGCGACGGCUCAUCCUUCAUCCUGCCAUCGCCUACGACCUCGUUGACCCAACCUAAACUCUAGAAAGCUGCGUUCACCUCGGCACCCUCGGCAUAUCCAGCAGUCAGGACUCCUAGCGAGUGAUCACAAGCCCCUGAAGGUUACGCGGAAACUCCACAGGACCACCGGGGAAAGUUUACCCCAAUAACGACGAAGCAGGAUGGCGGCCCAGGGCACGCCGCAAGAGGACCUCGGCGAGAUCUACAAGUUCGCCAUACAGAUAGCCAAGGACGCCGGCAAUAUACUGAUGGCCGGCGUGGAGAAGCGGUGCUCGGACGAGGGGGCCGCCAGCGAGGAGCAGGUCGAGAAGGACUCGUCCGUCGACAUCGUCACCAAGACAGACCAGGAGGUCGAAGCGUCCAUCUAUGCAGCCAUCAGAGCGAAAUAUCCCAACCACAAAUUCGUGGGCGAGGAGUCGUACUCUGCGGGGGCGACGCGGGACUACCUCAUUGACGACGCGCCCACGUGGUGCGUGGACCCGCUCGACGGGACCGUCAACUACACGCAUCUGUUCCCCAUGUUCUGCGUCUCGGUCGGUUUCGUCGUCGGCCGCGAGGCCGUCGUCGGCGUCGUCUACGCCCCCUUCCUCGGCCAGCUCUUCUCGGCGUGCCGCGGGAGGGGGGCGUGGCUCAACGAGACGCAACGCCUCCCGCUGGUCCGGAGCCCGCAGGUGCCCGCCAUGCCUCCUCAGGCGCCCAAGGGCUGCGUCUUCUCGUGCGAGUGGGGCAAGGACCGCAGGGACGGGCCAGAGGGGAACCUGCGCCGCAAGGUCGAGAGCUUCGUCAAUAUGGCCGCCGAGGUCGGCGGCCGCGACGGGCUGGGCGGCAUGGUGCAUGGCGUGAGGUGUCUGGGCAGCGCCGCGCUCGAUCUGGCAUACACCGCCAUGGGAUCGUUUGACAUAUGGUGGGAAGGCGGCUGCUGGGAGUGGGACGUUGCGGCAGGCAUCGCCAUCCUCCAGGAGGCCGGUGGUCUUGUCACUACGGCCAACCCGCCGCAAGGCUUUGAGACCGCAUCCAUCCCAGAAGUCAGUCUGGGAAGCCGCCUUUACCUUGCAAUCAGACCUGCUGGCCCUUCCCCCACAGAGACAGGGCGACAGUCUCAAGAGAGAGUUGUCCGCGAGGUCUGGAAGCGCGUAAAAAGCCUCAACUACACCCGACCUGGCAUCUAAAUGAAGAUGGCUUUUGGGUGGUGAGGCAUAAAGACGUGAGGAGAUCCAACGCUGACCCUCCUGCAUGUCUCGGGAAUCUAGCAGAUGCAAAUAGUAGUCGAGAGAAAUGAUUUCAUAUACAAUAAGCAAGCAACACAAAUAUUCACCCAAUCACUAAACGUCAUAGGCCUCAAAGGCAAAAAGUUGAGAAGUGAAGAGCAUAUGAAUAGAUGGAAGAGGGGACGAACCACGCCUGUAUGCUUCAUAGUCGGAUCAUAGUCAGCUGCAGUUUU
Molecule: messenger RNA, 1697 nt
Organism: Gaeumannomyces tritici R3-111a-1
Lineage: Eukaryota; Fungi; Ascomycota; Sordariomycetes; Magnaporthales; Magnaporthaceae
Exons: 4
Coding region: 418-1425 (335 amino acids)
Biological process (GO): phosphatidylinositol phosphate biosynthetic process; signal transduction; inositol metabolic process
Molecular function (GO): inositol monophosphate 1-phosphatase activity
Source: RefSeq, a predicted model, not a curated record